AUAUGAAUCAUAAUCUUUUUUUUUCGUGGCUGUGUGCUUCCGGUUCAUACUUGCUGAAGGCAAACCUAACAUGGUUUUAAAAAAAAUAGUUCUCAGGCUUAUUGACCUUUUAGCAUGGUAAACUCUCGCACUUACAACCAAAAUGAACUGUUCACCAUUGAAAUAUACUGUAUGAUUUUACAGAUUCUUCUGUGUUUUAAAAUUGAUUUAAAAAAAUAGAGCUGGUUCGAAAUUUCAUAUAACAUUCAGAACGUGGCUUUCAAAAAAGUUGCUGUAUCUUCAGUGUUAUACCUUAUUUAAGACUGGUGACGUUUAACCACAACUUUCCACCGACUGUAGAUAAUCACUGAGCAUUUCCGUGGUUGUGCCUUUAAGGGGAGACUUGAUCAGCACUUUGAUAAAAAUAUUAAAGAUCAUUAUAAGAAGGGAUUCGAAAAUCGAACUAAUUUUUGUGAGUUUCUGAAGGCAUCAUGUGGAUAAUACGCCCUUUGUUUCUUAUUACUCUUUGUAUGUUUCUCUUCAGUGUGCUGGCAGAUAACAACAAUAAAAAUCCAGGAAGCACACCUUGUGAAUAUCUUCAACCGCUGAUGUACGGCAUCAUUUGUUUCCUCGCUGUCAUAAUUCUCAUUCUCCUGAUACUUCUGUUUAAAAUGUUCAUCGCGAUGCAAAGUGCCAUUAAAAGAGUCACUAUCCACACAACCAGCGAUACGAGAGAAUCAACUGCUUUGUGUCAGAACAAUGAAUUAUGUGUCUCCCCUAUUUCAGGCGAUGGUGCAGCUAAUUCAUCCUCUACUAGUUCUGGGACUCCUGACGGCUCGCUGUCAGAUCUUUCCACUACCUCUCAACGGUACACAAGCCUUGAAGACCGUCGAAAGACUUCUGACUACAUAAAUGUUUCAGAAACUACUUCCCUUGGACUUAAAAUGGUUAAAGCCUAUGGGAAUGUUAGUGAGUCCCAACAGAAAAGGGUGAAAAGAGAAGGCCAGAUGAACGGUGAUGACGGUACGACAAGUUUGAGCAGUGAUGAUUCUGGUCUAAAUUACUCCAAGGUUGUCUUUACUAAGACAGAGAAGUAAAUGUAAUUAAUAGCUUCAUAAAAAUGGGCUUAAAAGGAUCAGUCUCUCAGAAAUGAAAAUUAUAUCAUCAUUUACUCAACCUCACUUUGUUUCCUCCUUCUGUGGAACAAAAAAAUAUAUAUUUGGAAGAAUGCUUUCACCCAUACAAUUAAAAAGUCACUGGGGUUUAAAAUAACAUUUCAUUUACAUAGACAAAGAUAUAUACAAAUCUUAUUUUAAGUCAGUCUUGCAAGUUUGGAACAACAUGGGGGUCAGUAAAUAAUCAGGUGAAUUUUCCAUUUAAUUUUCUUUAAGGUUCAAUUAAAAAUACUGAUUUAGUUGAUUUUAUAUGAAAACGUAAAAAAAAAAAAAAAGGGUUCCCAUGAACAGAAGUAAUGGGAUGCAUUUUUAUUUUUCCAAUGCAUUUUUGGGUGUGCAUUUUAGUGCAUUUUUCAGAUCAUAAAACAACACCACAUCCUGACAGGAAGGAACCAGACAUGCAUCUGUGAAAGUCUUACAGCAAUAAAUAACUACUCUAAAUGUGCAGUCAUCAAAUGCUGUACUGUGAUAACAAACAUGCCCCUUUUCAACAUCGACACUUUAUGCUUUUCCACCACCAAGCAUCCCUUUUCUUUUAGGGCCUGAGGGAAACCAUUAAAAA
Molecule: messenger RNA, 1716 nt
Organism: Carassius carassius (crucian carp)
Lineage: Eukaryota; Metazoa; Chordata; Actinopteri; Cypriniformes; Cyprinidae
Exons: 6
Coding region: 471-1076 (201 amino acids)
Source: RefSeq, a predicted model, not a curated record